This is a messenger RNA of Alternaria incomplexa, 360 nucleotides long. RefSeq lists its product as uncharacterized. The transcript is spliced from 3 exons. Lineage: Eukaryota; Fungi; Ascomycota; Dothideomycetes; Pleosporales; Pleosporaceae. Gene Ontology annotation, cellular component: mitochondrion; cytosol. The record is from RefSeq and is a predicted model, not a curated record. Gene Ontology annotation, molecular function: deaminase activity. Bases 1 to 360 code for a protein of 119 amino acids.
AUGCUGCUGAUACGCACGGCGACACAAGCCAUUGUCGCAGGCCCCAAUGUCUUCGUCUCGGGCCAGAUCCCAGCCGAUACCAAGGGCAACCUGAUCGAGGGAAGCAUCGCGGACAAGACCAAGAUGUGCUGCGAGAACAUCAAGGGCAUCCUCACUGAGGCCGGUGUUGCUAUGGACAGGAUCGUCAAGGUCAAUGUCUUCCUCGACGACAUGGCCAACUUCGCCGAGAUGAACGGCAUGUACGAGCAGUACUUCUCCCACAAGCCCGCGCGCAGCUGUGUUGCCGUUAAGCAGCUGCCAAAGGGCGUGCCGGUUGAGAUUGAGUGCAUCGCGUAUACUGGUAUGAGCUCGAAGCUUUGA